AUGUCCCAGAACAGUGACCGUCGCAGCAUAGAAGGGAUGUCCCAAGAUGGUGACCGUCGCAGCAUAGAAGGGAUGUCCCAAGAUGGUGACCGUCGCAGCAUAGAAGGGAUGUCCCAGGAUGGUGACCGUCGCAGCAUACAAGGGAUGUCCCCGAACAGUGACCGUCGUAGCAUAGAAGGGAUGUCCCAGAACAGUGACCGUCGCAGCAUAGAAGGGAUGUCCCAGAACAAUGACCGUCGCAGCAUAGAAGGGAUGUCCCAGAACAGUGACCGUCGCAGCAUAGAAGGGAUGUCCCAAGAUGGUGACCGUCGCAGCAUAGAAGGGAUGUCCCAGAACAGUGACCGUCGCAGCAUAGAAGGGUUGUCCCAGAACAAUGACCGUCGCAGCAUAGAAGGGUUGUCCCAGAACAAUGACCGUCGCAGCAUAGAAGGGGUGUCCCAUGGGGGGAUGUUGGGGCGUUUAGGGUUGAGUCACGGUGCGGACUUUAUAAAUAUAAAGUUUUGGUCUCCAGGAAAUUGA
This is a messenger RNA of Procambarus clarkii (red swamp crayfish), 519 nucleotides long. RefSeq lists its product as uncharacterized. NCBI's taxonomy places the organism in Eukaryota, Metazoa, Arthropoda, Malacostraca, Decapoda, Cambaridae. The record is from RefSeq and is a predicted model, not a curated record.